AUCCCGGACGGGGUCCGAUUCAAGUUGGAAAUGGGACAUGAACAUAGGAUUUUAAUACAUCCAUUUCGUUCCUCUUGUGUUCCAGGAAGCAGGGAAACGGCCUUCCUGCACGCCAUCGUGUCGGCGGGAGUGGCGUACGGCGUGGCCCGGGCCUGCAGCACCGGAGAGCUGCAGGAGUGCAGCUGCAGUAAAGCCAAGACCAAACCGCCUCCAGGCGCAGAGUCGGCCGGCGGAGAGUGGGAGUGGGGAGGAUGUUCCCAUAACAUCAGGUUCGGAGACAACCUGUCCAAAGAGUUUAUGGACGCCAAUGAAGUGGCCGCAGAUGAUACUGGACUGAUGAACCUACACAAUAAUGAAGCGGGAAGAAAGGCAAUCAAGUCAAACAUGAAGGUUACUUGCAAGUGUCAUGGUGUGUCCGGUUCUUGCGCCACCAUGGUCUGUUGGGAAUCCAUGCCGAGCUUUCGACAAGUCGGGGACCUUAUCAUGGGAAAGUACCACGGUGCCACGUACGUCAAGAUAAACAAAAAAGGAUCAAGAUUACGCCAGAGAAACAAAAGACACAAACGCCCCACGGCGCAUGACGUCGUGUAUCUGGAUGAUUCUCCCGACUACUGCGAAGUCGACGUGGCCAAGGGGUCGUACGGAACGCACGGGCGGAAAUGUAAUAGAACAAGUGCGGGUGUAGACGGCUGUCAGUUGCUCUGUUGUAACAGAGACUUCGUGUCAAGAGAGGAGAUCACAGAAGAGAGUUGCAACUGCAAAUUCAAAUGGUGCUGCGAGGUCACUUGUAAGAAAUGCAAGAAGAAAGAGCUCGUACACUACUGUAAAUAGCGUGAGUGUGGACUCAAGGAGACAUGGUUUGGCGUCAAGCAACUGGACGUCAAGAAGAUUUAAGCCAGAAUCACAAGUUAACGUGACAGUCUUGUACAUUACAGAAUUGCAAGUCAAUGUGAUAAAGUCCUGUACAUUAUAUAUACACGCCAUGAUGUUAGAGGUGUUGAUUGAUUCAAGACCGCAAUCACCAAUUAGCGGUAUUUGGAAACCAUACCGGACUGGCAUCCAAGUAAUGUAAUAAUUAUUAAUGUUUCAAAGAAUGAAAUAAUCUAAUUAUGUAUGGAAAUAGUGCUAAUACAUACGAUAGCACUCCAUUGUCAUGUAUCAAUUGCUAUGCAUGUACCCAUUCCAAAGAACUGAAUUAAGCAUCAAAUUAGCAAACGUUGCAAAGUAGAGGUAUGAAAAGACACUUUUUGUGGGGUGAGUGUAUUACAGGAUUUAGGACAAGCCUUAGUCGGGUCCUCGGUGUACAAAUCAGGACUAGAACAAACCAACCUUUUUGAUUGAAUAAAACAACAAAGUACUA
Messenger RNA from Branchiostoma floridae (Florida lancelet), 1360 nucleotides. RefSeq names its product protein Wnt-7b-like. The transcript has 2 exons. The record is from RefSeq and is a predicted model, not a curated record. Gene Ontology annotation, biological process: canonical Wnt signaling pathway; cell fate commitment; neuron differentiation. Gene Ontology annotation, molecular function: frizzled binding; cytokine activity. NCBI's taxonomy places the organism in Eukaryota, Metazoa, Chordata, Leptocardii, Amphioxiformes, Branchiostomatidae. The coding region runs from base 31 to 831 and encodes 266 amino acids. Gene Ontology annotation, cellular component: extracellular region.